Molecule: messenger RNA, 942 nt
Organism: Prosopis cineraria
Lineage: Eukaryota; Viridiplantae; Streptophyta; Magnoliopsida; Fabales; Fabaceae
Exons: 4
Coding region: 1-942 (313 amino acids)
Molecular function (GO): protein dimerization activity
Source: RefSeq, a predicted model, not a curated record
AUGCACAAGCAUGACUUGCAAGCAAUCACUAAUAAGCAUUUUGUGGAUCACAAAUUAUCAAGGACCGAAGUCGAAAUAAUUGUUAGUGCCAUCAUAUUAGAUAAUCGGUUUUGGAAUGAAUGUCUUGAAGUUGUGAAGAUUGUGUCUCCUCUUAUAAAAUUAUUGAGAAUUGUUGAUUCAGAUGAAAAGCCUUCUUUGCCUUAUGUUUAUGAAGGCAUGCAAAGGGCAAAAAAAGCAAUUAAGGUAGUCUUCAAUAAUAAGAAAGACCAAUACAAGCCUUACACAAAUAUUAUCCAAGCCCGAUUGGAUAAGCACUUGAAGACCAAUCUUCAUGUAGCAGCAUAUUUGUUGAACCUUUCCUUCUUGUAUAAUGAUGACUUUGUUCACAAAAGAAGGUUAAUGGAUGUUAUGCUUUCAGUGUUUGAAUCAACUGAAAAUGAAGAUGUUGAUUAUAUUGUGAUGAUGAAGCAGUUGAGCUUGGAUCGUGACCAUGAAUGGUGGUCAUUUUAUGGAAGUUCUGUUCCAAAGUUGCAAAAUCUUGCAAUGCGUAUUCUUAGCCAAACUUCUUCCUCUUCUAGUUGUGAGAGAAAUUGGAGCUUGAGCCUAUUGAAGAAAAAGACAAGUUUUGAUCCAAUUGAUUAUGAAUCUAUUGACAAAUUGAACUUUUGGAUUGCUGAAGAGGAACAAGAGCCAGCUCCAGAGUUUGAUGUUGAUGAUGUCACUAAUUUGAAAAGUGCUAUGCAUAAUGAGAAUCUUGUAGCUUCAUCAACUUCUGUGAGAAAUAAUGAAACUGAAGAAGAUAUGAAUAUUUCAGAGCAUCCACAUUUGAAUGAUGAUGUUGGAAGUGGUUCUGGUUUCUCUCAAUCAUCGCCUAAUGUUUCAAUCCUUACUCUUGGAGAUUUGAAUGAAAUUAAUGAGGAUUUUGGUGUUGAUUAUUAUUAG